This is a messenger RNA of Monopterus albus (swamp eel), 1840 nucleotides long. RefSeq names its product epithelial membrane protein 1 (gene emp1b). The transcript has 5 exons. NCBI's taxonomy places the organism in Eukaryota, Metazoa, Chordata, Actinopteri, Synbranchiformes, Synbranchidae. Gene Ontology annotation, cellular component: plasma membrane. The coding region runs from base 222 to 710 and encodes 162 amino acids. The record is from RefSeq and is a predicted model, not a curated record.
GAGCAAAAAGUCGAGUAGAAGCAGAGGAAGGGGCAGAAAAAGAGGAAGAGAAGCCAGAGUCUUGUCUGGGGUGUGGACUCAAAAAAGAGGGCAGGGUAAAAGUGGGCGGACGGGUAGUUUCCAGUGUGUGUGCGUUUAGACUGCGAGUCUCAAAUUAGUAUCCUUGUGAGCAGGAGGAAUUAGACUUGAAGAGACAGACAGCCAUCAAACACACAGCCAUCAUGCUGAUUCUCCUCGCUGCCAUUUUCGUUCUUCACAUCAUUGGCAUCAUCCUCCUCCUGGUAUCUACCAUCGACAAUGGCUGGUGGGUGUCCGACACCAUGUACACUGAUGUGUGGGCCCGGUGGAUAAAUCAACAAGGGCAGUGGAACUACACUGAUCUCCCUGUAAUAUCAUCCUACCCACAAGAUUACCUCCAGGCGGUGCAGGCCAGCGCAGUGCUAGCUUGUAUAUUCUCCAUCCUGGGCAUCUUUGUGUUCGUGGCCCAGCUCUUCACCCUGGAGAAAGGACAGAGGUUCACGGUCUCCGGCGUCUUCCAGUUCCUCGCCUGCCUGUGCAUCAUGAUCGCAGCCUCCAUCUACACAGACCGCUUCCACACUGAUGAGAAAACUGGGUGGUAUGGUCACUGCUAUAUCCUGGCGUGGGUUUCCUUCGUUCUCACGUUCAUCUCCUCCAUCACUUACUUUGUGCUACGCAAGAAGACUGCAUGAGAAGGACACUAGUGCUGUCUCCAGGCAGCCUGACCCCUCUGGCUGCAUCUACUCUCUCAGCUUAAAUCUGAGUUUAGUUACAUAUGGGUUGGUGUUUAUGUUUGGACAUCAGAUUGGAGCUGCUAGUGUACAUUCAGCUAUAAAUACAGUAGACGUGCCGAUCCUCUCAAAUGCAUUCUGGGGUUUAACUGGGCCUGCUCUCAGAUCAUCAGGCUGUUUUGGUUGUGUCUGCAGUAAAAGGCAGGCUCAGUCAAACCCAGCUGCAUUUGAGUGGAUUUUCAACCCAGAGAUUGGUGCGAGAUUUCUUGAGGGUAUCAAAGGAUUAGAAAUAUUUUUGUUAUCUAAACAGAAAAAUGCCUCAAUGUUUAUAAGAUGCUAUGAUAAAUUAAGAUCUGUCAACAUUCCUGGAUUAAAACUAAAGCAGGUUCAAAAGUCAAAUCUGUGGUCUUCUUUUUGUAAUGUACAUUUACUUUUGGAUGUGUGUCUGAUAAAAAGGGGUGCAUUUUUGAUUUUAGCUCUUUUUUGUUUUCAUAUUGUUACUUCAUAGAAGUUAUUCCAUUUACUUGCUCUGGUAUGUCUUUAUGUAACGUGCCACUAAUUAAACCAAGUGUAACUACAUGCCGGUGCCAUCGAUUAUCAAAGGUAAACAUGUGCCUGUUUGAAGUCCUAAUGGCCUAAAUGCCCAUUUAUAUGACUGUGUAAUGAUAUAAAGUCUAAAUCAAUACAGUAACACAGCUGAGUUUGUUUUGUAAUUAUUCGUGAUAGUUAUCAAACUGGUUUCAGCCUUUAAUGGCCGACAGUGUCAAACCCUAUCCCAGAACCACAUCCUAUUUUGAAGUAAUUAACUCCAGACUUUAAAUAAUUUGGAGCAAACACAACAUACGACACAAGUCAAGUCAAGUCGUCACUUGUCCAGUCUGGCUGUGAACACGACACAUACUGCUGACUAAUCAGCUGCCCCCACACGGCGUGACAGAAAGGCCUCGACUCUUAAAGCGUGACAUAUACUAAUGUGUAAAUAUGUUUUGUUUCCCCGCUUUGUAUGUUUAUGGCAAUUUUAUUUUUGCUACCGUUAUUUCUCAUUAUGGAUGACAAUUAUUUUUACAAUAUUAAAACUUGAUUUUCAACCA